GAGGUAUAAUAAGGUGUGUUUGGUUCCCAUAGUUUAGUUCUGUCAAGAUGUCUCCAGAGAAGGCUGCAAUUUUGCUUGCGUCAAUUCUACUUAUCAGAGUACAGCAAUUGCAUUCGUUUUUAGAAAAUGGUUAUCACAUCUCACCUUACACGAGCAAUUGGUUCGAAGCCGUGGAGUAUUGUCAUCGCCUUGGAAUGCGAUUAGCCAUCGCGGAUACAGAAGACAAGCACAAUGCCAUCGCCAAGCUCGGCCAGGAUACAGGACUGUGGACGAGCGGUUUUUUCGGAAUAUGGCUCGGGGCAAGUGAUCUAGCCAGGACGCACAUCUACGUCUGGCAUGACACUGGUGCGCGGAUAAGAUUUUCGAGGUGGAAAGCGGGAGAACCAACCGGUGGAGAAGAACAUUGCCUAAACCUUUACUACUGGCCUCAGCUUCAAUUCAACUGGACAUGGAACGAUGCACCGUGUGAGAUAUCGCUGUAUGCCGUAUGCGAGAAACGAGAUCGGGACAAUAAUAUAUGAGAGUGAUACUGUUCCUUAGGCGUUCAGUCUCUUGUUAACAUUUUCAAAUUUAGUAAAUUGAAAAGAUUGUUUUCAACAAUACACUAGGGUAGGAUUGGUUGUACCGCUUUCAAGGAUUAAAUUAAAUUUACUUAUACUCAAGUUAUUUGAUUCCGCGUACAAAAAAUCUUUCAAAUCGCGUAGAAACAUUCCGCUUAAUUGUAAAAAUAGCGGUAAACGCAUAAAAAUAACCCGCGUUAAAUCAGACCCCAGUGUAUUAUGUUACAUAAUAUUUUAGUAUGUAAUCAUAGUUAGUUCCCAAAUAAAAUAACUUUAACGAUACAGAUUUCAUGAACAGUGUUCAUGAAAAAAAAAUAUUUUUAUCUAAAUUUGCGA
This is a messenger RNA of Wyeomyia smithii (pitcher-plant mosquito), 896 nucleotides long. RefSeq names its product CD209 antigen-like protein C. NCBI's taxonomy places the organism in Eukaryota, Metazoa, Arthropoda, Insecta, Diptera, Culicidae. Gene Ontology annotation, cellular component: external side of plasma membrane. Gene Ontology annotation, biological process: biological process involved in interspecies interaction between organisms. Gene Ontology annotation, molecular function: carbohydrate binding. The record is from RefSeq and is a predicted model, not a curated record. The coding region runs from base 48 to 521 and encodes 157 amino acids. The transcript is spliced from 2 exons.